Messenger RNA from Indicator indicator, 831 nucleotides. It is a transcript of the gene C33H1orf216, whose product is annotated as chromosome 33 C1orf216 homolog. The transcript has a single exon. Lineage: Eukaryota; Metazoa; Chordata; Aves; Piciformes; Indicatoridae. Bases 1 to 831 code for a protein of 276 amino acids. The record is from RefSeq and is a predicted model, not a curated record.
AUGUUUGCCAUCUGCCCGCCCACUGCCCCUGCCAAUGCCCCGUUCCGGCAGGGCCGGGGGGUCCCGGCGCUGGGCACGGCCAUCCCGGAGCCUGGGCAGGACUCCAACUCCAACUUCGUGGGAGAGGUGUGUGACAGCAACGAGAACUGGAGCCGGCCAGCGCCGGGGACCCUGCUGGAGGAGGGCUGCAGCCGGAGCGAAAACACCACAAAUCCACCCCAUAAUCUGCUGUCAUUAAUGCAGAGACAGAUGGGCCAGGGCCGGCUUAGGGACGCCGCCCCGAGCCCGGGUGCCACCCGCCUGUGUCUGCCCGAGCCGGGGCUGCGCAGCCCCCCCGAGGGAGCGGAGGUCAGCGGGGCUGCGAGCCAAAACCCCCUCAGCGAGGAGCCAGCCUUGGGAUACAGCAAGCCCCCCAGCUCCCCCGUGGAGGACAACGGCUACGCCAGCAGCUCCCUCAGCAUCGACAGCCCCGACAGCGCCUGCGGCAGCUCCUGGGACCCCUCUGCCGCUGCGCCGCUCCCCGGCAGCCCACCCCCGCCGGGGAUGACCGAGCCUGAGCCGGGGACCCUCUUCCCAGUUCUGGCAGAGGCCGUGCAGCAUCUCCAGGACAAGGAGCGCUUCAAGGAGCAGGAGAAGGAGAAGCACCACAUCCAGCUGGUGAUGUACAGGCGCCUGGCCCUGCUGCGCUGGAUCCAUGGCCUCCAGCAGCGAGUGGUGGAGCAGCAGAACCGCCUGCAGGAGAGCUUCGACACCAUCCUGGACAACCGCAAGGAGCUGAUCCGCUGCAUGCAGCACGGCCCGCUGUGCCCUGCUGCCACCCCCAGCCCCUGA